This is a messenger RNA of Carassius auratus (goldfish), 336 nucleotides long. Its product is annotated as C-C motif chemokine 4-like. Gene Ontology annotation, molecular function: chemokine activity. The coding region runs from base 25 to 336 and encodes 103 amino acids. Gene Ontology annotation, biological process: immune response. Lineage: Eukaryota; Metazoa; Chordata; Actinopteri; Cypriniformes; Cyprinidae. The transcript has 3 exons. The record is from RefSeq and is a predicted model, not a curated record. Gene Ontology annotation, cellular component: extracellular region.
UUGUGUGAGAAGAUACUCUGAAGAAUGAGGAUCCUGAUGUCUCUGUUGCUGCUGGUGCUGUUCUGCUCUAUUCAGCUGACUUCAAGUGCUCCUCAUGCACUUGAAACAGAAUCAUCAUGCUGUUUCCAAUUCUAUAAUAAGAUAAUUCCUUUGAAACGGGUGGUGUCUUUUUACCGGACCGGAAGCAACUGUCCCAGACCAGCUAUUGUGUUUCGAACAGCUGCUGGAAGGGAGUUCUGUUUAGAUCCAUACAACAGCUGGGUGAACAGCCAUAUUGCGGAAGUGAACAGCAGAACAACAGCAGCUACAUCAAAGACUCUAAGCACUACAGUAUAA